GUCAAAUGUUUGCAGCUAGUGAAUUGCUGUUAAUGUGAACAACUCAUAUGCUUGGUAAAUAUAAACUGAUAAUUACAAUUAGAAAUUAGUGUUUUACAGAACUGGAGACAUUCAAAGAGUGUAUUUAAGCCAUGGAAGGUGAAAUUGAAAACCCAAUAGAAGUACCAAGCUCACCCUCACACCCAAUUACACCAUCUAAAACAACAAAAAACAGAAUGGAAGAAUUUCCCAGUAGAGCCUCAUCAGAAUGUAGCAGUAAUAAAAGUAGCUCAGAGAAAACUCCACCUCUCAAACAUUGUUAUGAACCUCGUAGCUCUGUUGUGACUGGAGACCUGUUCCAUGAUAAUGCUAGUACCUGUUCCAGUUCAUCCUCAACAACCACCUCGUCUGUACCCCCACUUAAUAAGAGGUUCCCAAGCAGACAGGGCAUUGUAUGGAGAAAAGGCGAGAAAAUAGAGGCAAUGGAUUUUAUUGAAAAAUGGUACCCAGCAAAGAUUAUAGAAAUUGAUGAAGAUGAUAUCGCUGUACUUGUACAUUUUGAAGGCUGGAAUCAACGCUAUGACCAGUGGAUGGACAUGAGCAGUGAAAAGAUACGACCUAAAGCAAGGCAUUCUGGGAGAAAAGAAAAGAGAAAAUCACUUAAUAAUGAAUUUAAAGUUGGAGAUCAGGUGUAUGCUAGAUGGACAGAUUGUAAAAUGUAUCCAGCAAAAAUAACAGCCAUACCAGCUGAAGAUACCUUUGAGGUUAUUUUCUACGAUGGUUUCAAGAAAAUUGUACAAGGGAUGAACGUAAAGCCAAUGCCACCUGAGCUGAAACAACAGAAAAUAGAAAUAGUCCAUGUGUUGCCCAAAGAUACGAGAAAGCGAUCAUCAACAGACAAUGAAGAGGGCAGGAAGAGACUUUCAACAGAAAGUGAAGAUGGUAAACACAGACUGUCAAUGGAGGGCGAAGAAAAACCACUACCAACAGACAUUGGAGACUUUAAAAUAGAACCUCUGACAGAAAGUGAAGGAAGGAAAAAGAGGUGUUAUCAAAGUGAGGAAGCUGCACCCUCUGGAUUUGAAAUUGAAGCUGCUCCUGUUGUUCCUUUGGCAGAAGGACCAGUGGCUAAAAGAGCUAAGAGAGAAAGAAAUCCUGAAACCAGGAGAAAAGCUAUGGCCAAGAAAAGACAAAGGAUGUUUAUAUCAGGGUCAUUAUUUGUCAGCAGACGGCGACCUAAACCUAAGCCAAAGAAGUCACCCGUUAAACGAGGGGUACUGGCAAGGCAGAAUUUACCUGUGGGAACACCCAUUUCUUCACCUAGUGUUCCCGGUAUAUCUUCUACUCCUAACAUUCCUAUAGCAUCGUCAUCUAAAAUCACAAGUUUGGCUGGACACUUCCCAUCAACACCCUCAUCAUUAUCUCCAGUUACAUUAAUAUCAGCUGAAAAGAAGAAUAAGAAGAGAAUUUUAUCCCCAGCAAUUUCAGAGACCAGCAGUGAAUCUCAGUCAGAGGAUCACAUGGCUAGAGCCAGACGUAGGAGUCGAUCAUCUACAGCCGAAGAUAGAGCUGCUGUGAUGUAUACUCCUCCUACUAUAGGACUACCACCAAAAGGUUUUGUCGUGGAGCAGGACCACAAUCAUUUUAAGUGUAUGUUUGAAGGAUGUAACAAAGGAUUCCGUAAGGAACAACUCCUUGAUUCUCACAUCAAGUAUUAUCAUAUGGACUUUAUACGGCCAAGUCUUAUACGCAAAAGACGGAAAACAUCAAGUAUUUGUUCCACUGACUCCGAUACAUCACAGGUUGAUAUAAAGAAAAGACACAUGUCAGCUGACAGUGCUCUACAAACAAUCAACCAAGAACAUGAGGAGGUUGAUGUAGAUGACAUGCAUAAGGCAGAACAUAGAGAAGAGGCCAUUGUUGAAACAGAACCUAAACAGGAAGUUGCUGCCAUGGUAAUGGACGAGUCCAUUGAAACAGAGGAUGAAUUAAGCAAGGAUGAGGUGGUUAAUUGUAUUUGUAUGGUCAAUGAAGAAAAUGGCUUGAUGAUUCAGUGUGAAGUAUGCCUGUGCUGGCAGCAUGCUCUGUGCUUUGAUUUAACAGAGGAGACAUUACCUAGAAAAUACAUUUGUUUUGUGUGUAAAGAUCCACCUGCUGUGAGAGACAGUUGUAGGUAUAUCCAUGAUCAGGAUUGGUUAAAGACAGGAGAGUUGGCUCAGUUUAACUUUUUACCACAUAAGAUGAGAGAUGACAAUAAGUGCCGGACAAAUCAGGCAACUCACAGCCUCGUAGCUGACACGCUUAACAUCAGUAGUGUGAUGCAUGGUGUGAAACAGAAAAUACUGGCUUUGGAAGACAAAAAUCAUCCAGAAUAUAAAUUAUGGAAGAAAAACUGGGAUGAAGAGCCUGAAGACAUAAUAGCAGACGAACAUGAAAGUGUUACCAUGGAAAUGGAUGAUGAAAAAUGUGAAAAUCUGGAUCAUUUAGAAAGUGCUGCAAUGAUGAACUCUGAACGAGGCAAAACAUCAGAAAACUCUAUAAAGCCUGGCUGUCCAAGGGAUAAAAGUGCUGAGGUCAGAGGUGAUAAGCAUGGCAACAAGCAUGGCGACAAGCAUGACGAUGAAAAUUUGAUUCAUGAUUCUAUGGACCAUGGAGCUCAAAGUGAGGAGGAGGCUGGAAAGGACAGUUCAGGUGAAAGUUCAGUGAAUGCUGAUAGUGAAUCUACAUUGUCUGCACCAGAGGCCAUUGCUCAUCAAAACAUGCAGGAUCAUGAAGCCUCCAUGGCUGAAGAGAGCAUUCAAGGGGAGAUAAUUGAAGAAAAAAUGGAAAUUGAAGAGGUCGAAGAAAAUGUUAACGUUGAAAAUGUGGAUCCGUACGUGAACUGUGAGAAGAAUCUGUUACAUCACAUUAUAAAGAUGCAGUCUGUGUUAGAUGAAAGGCUUGACUUGAUAGAGGAACAAGUUUCAGCUUUGGAAAGUACUGAUACUGAAGAUCAACCGUCCGACAUAUUAUCAGACCUGCCAUCAAUCAAGAAAUCACUACACAUGUUACAGAACGAUCUCGUCAAAGUUAGCAGGAUGGCCGCUUAUCAUAGAUGAUACGAUAUUACUACACAUGUACAAAACAGUCUCGUUAAAGUUAGCAGGAUGGCUGCUAAUCAUAGAUAAUAUGAUAUUACUACACAUGUACAAAACAAUCACAUUAAAGAAUGAAGAAUGGCCACUUAUCAUAGAUGAUAAGAUAUCACUACACAUGUACAGAACAAUUUCCUCAAAGUAUAAAGGAUGGCCACUAAUCAUUGAUGAUACAAUAACAUUACAAAUAUACAGAACAACCUCGUCAAAGUAGGAAAGAUGACUGCUUAUCAUAGAUAAUACAAUAACACUACACUUGUUCUAAAUUGAUCUGGUCAAAGUAUGAAGAAUGGCUGUUUAUCAUAGAUGAUACAGUAAUACUACAUGUGUUAUAAAUUAAAUUGUCAAAGUAGGAAGGUUCGCUGCUAUUCAUGAUGAUACAAAAAACUUACACAUGUUACAGAAUAAUCUGGUCAAAAUAAGAAGGUUGGCCGCUUAUCAUAGAUGAUACAAUAUUAAUUAUGUUAUAAGGAGAUAUAGAGAUAAUCAUAUACAAACUUGUGUAGGAAUGCCUAUGCUUGCAGUGUAAAGUUAGGGGAAUGACACAUAUUUCAGGAUGUUAGAUAUAUGGGGUAGAAAACUGGGAUGUGAAAUACAUGUAUAGGGGGUAAACAAGGUUGGGAUUUGAAAUUUGGAAACAGUGGGUAUGUUGGAUAUAGGUGGUAAAAAGUGUGAUAUGGGACAUACCAGGGUAUGAAUAAAAAAAAAGGUGAGAAUUGGGAAAUAAGCAUACCUGUGAGACCCCCUCCUAAGGUAAAGAGGAUUUAUUUACUUUUUGGGGUGGUAAUUUGACAAAUUGUGAUUUAAAAUGUCAGCAGAAAAAAAGAAUUUUAUACUAUAUUGUAUAUUGUCAUGUUUGUUAUCACUAUGGAAUAGAAAUUUAAAAAGAUACAGAACCUUGUAUUAAAUUCAAUAGACAAGCAAGUUGGACUAGUUACAGGGAGAAUCGAAAACUAUUUGGAUCAUUGAUGUACAAGAUGUUUUUAUAUAAUAUUUAUACAUGUAUUACAUUGCUAAAAUCCAGGUCAUUUUUGACUCUGUUUAAUUGUAACUGUUGUCUCAUUGGUAAUCAUACCACAUCUCCUUACAGAUCAUUAUUAUUUAAAUAGUGCUAUUUUUAUUUCUACAAGCAUUACAACAGUUUCAAAUUUUCAAUAUUUUGUAAUAUGUACAUUGUGUCUGAUCUGCAUAAUCAGUUUUGAUUUGAUAAAUUGUUAUUUUUUAGUAUUAAUGUAUUUUCACAUCACAGAGCCUGAAAUUGUAUAUUUAUUGUAUGAUCAUGUUGUAAGAGGCCUGCCAUAAUACAUGAGAUUAACAUUGUACCGUCAAUUUGUUAUUUGUUUGUUUUUUCUCACUUUUCUUCACAUUUUCAUCUUUACACAUUUAUAUUCAUAAUGUUUGGGUGCAUUUAUUUAUGAACAAAAGGCAGCAAGCUCCAUUUAAUUUCAUUAUUGAAAUAUUGUAUAUAUAUUACUGUUAUCCCUUUCCUCCAUAAUGAUGCCUUUCGAUGCUAGCCCUUUACUCCAUAAUGACGCCUUUUGACGCCUGUGUAGUGCCUCAGUAGAAAUGUUUUGCCAACGAAAAAUCUGUAUCAGACUUAAUAAUAUUUGUAUCUAAUAUAAAAAGCAUAUUCAUGUGAAUAUCUGACUGGAAUUUCAUUGAUUAAACAUUCGUUUUCACAAUGCAUUUAUACUUUAAACCUAAUAAAAAAAAAUAUUGAAAAAAUUCUAUGCGAAUCAAUCAUGUAAAAAUAAAAUCCAAGGAGGGAAAGGGUUAAAUGUUCAUGCAUUUAUGAUUUUUAUUUGGGGGGAUUGGGAGGAGUAGAGGCCCAGUACAAUAGUGCUAAGAUACUUUGUGUUCCACUGUAUUAUACAUGCAAUUUUGUUUUUUUGUAGUUUUAGGAAAUAAUAUUAAAAUGUUCGUCAUUCCAAGCAUACAAUUGUACUGUAAAAAUUUCAAACAUGCAAUUUUGGAUAAAAUAAGAAUUGCAUUUUACAAAUUCUUUUAGUCUAACACAAAAUUUUGUUAUACAUAUGACCAUCUGAAUUUGACAAAAAAUGUUUAUAUCUCUAUAAAGUUUUGAGUUUUAAGUCUUGAAUAUAGAAUAUGAUAAUUAAGAAAUAUAUUAUAAUGAGUGAUAGCAAAACAAAUUUAUGUAACGAGUUAAAGCAGUGAAUUCACUAAUUAUUCUUAUAUUUUCAUCUGAUCUGGCAUGGCUGUCUUAAGGUGGUACCUAACACUUUCACUAAAAUUAAUUUGGCUCGUUUAAUUUUCAUAAAAUUUUGACAAAGUAUUUACUUUGAUCCUUUAACAAUAAUAUAAAAAGAAUCACUAAUUUUGAACCAACCGUUUUGCCAGAAAAUUACACUGGUUAUAUAGCAGUUUGACAAACACCAAUUUUGAUCAUUGAGAAGCUUAAUAUUCCCUUUACAACACAACAUAAUUAAAACGUUUAGCUGAUUUUACAGCGUUAUCUCCCUGUAGUGUUAGGUACCACCUUAAUUUCUAAAUUUAUUGUUUAUACUAAAUAUAAUUUAUUCAUCUUAUAUACUAUAAUAUGUUUUAUCUGGUAUCUUGAAAUACUAUCAAGUAAUUAUUUUUUCACUAACAUAAUGAACAUGCUAGUCUGCAAUUUUAAUUUUUUUAAUUAGCUAGCUUCCAAUGUUAUUAACUUUUGGAAAUACAAAAAUUAACUUUUACUGUUUCAAACUAAUACAAUCUGUCCUCGUACAAAGCACCCUAUAAUCUACCUCGUAACAGUCAUGCCAGUUCAGGUAGAAGUAUUUCUGUAACACAUUCAAUAUGAAUAUCUGCACGCUGUCUUGUUUAAUAAGACAGCUUUUCUAAAUAUUUCCAUAACACAUUAAGUAAGAAUUUCUGCAUUUUGUAUUGUUUAACCCAGCUUUUGAGCUAAGUUUUAUUAGCAUUUAUGUAAAUUGUAGAAUCUUAACUUACAUAUUAUUGUACAAUGAAUUUUGUACCUGUUACCCUUAUAUUGUUAACUGUUUGUGUUGUUGUAUAAAGAUGUCUGUUGAUUAUGAAUUAAAAUUCUUACAAGCUG
Messenger RNA from Mytilus trossulus (common blue mussel), 6174 nucleotides. RefSeq names its product PHD finger protein 20-like protein 1. The coding region runs from base 132 to 3077 and encodes 981 amino acids. The record is from RefSeq and is a predicted model, not a curated record. Gene Ontology annotation, biological process: regulation of transcription by RNA polymerase II. The transcript has 18 exons. Gene Ontology annotation, cellular component: NSL complex; nucleus. Lineage: Eukaryota; Metazoa; Mollusca; Bivalvia; Mytilida; Mytilidae.